Messenger RNA from Babesia bovis T2Bo, 3725 nucleotides. Its product is annotated as Oxidoreductase NAD-binding domain family protein. Gene Ontology annotation, molecular function: protein binding. NCBI's taxonomy places the organism in Eukaryota, Apicomplexa, Aconoidasida, Piroplasmida, Babesiidae. The coding region runs from base 42 to 3671 and encodes 1209 amino acids. The record is from RefSeq and is a predicted model, not a curated record. The transcript is spliced from 2 exons.
AAAAUGUGCAGCAAUGUUGAAUCUAUAUCGUCGUAAAAAUCAUGAAGAUUACUUUUAUAUUAGCCGGUGGGUUGGCCACUUUUGGCCAAUUGGCCGUGGCAAGUGUCGACUGGCUCCCGGCGCCUGCGCAAAAUGAUAUAAUAGGGCCGUCCAUGGAAGAUGUCGAUGUACGUCGGUUUGAAAGAUGGAUUUCGGAUCGGCUUAUUAUUCGUGAAUACGGCAGAUUCCAUAUGCUAAACCAAGACAACGGAAGAUUGGUACGAUUAGGAACUACUCUCAUACCAAGAGAUGUUGAGAUUAUGUUACAUCUCAUCAAUUCACCUAUUUUGCAUGAUUCUAUGUUUGACCCUAUGGCGUUUUCAACGGGGAUAUUACCGCAUUUCCAAAUGAUAGGAUUCCCGCAUCGACUCACAAUAGGAGGACCGUCAUAUACAUUGGCAGUGGCAUUGUUAGAAAAUAAUCCACAACGUUUGAAACACUACAAAGAGUUCAAACGAGAUGAAACAUCAUGGCCAACAUAUAUCGAUAACGAAGCCGCAUAUACAUAUCUAUGGAGAAUGUUGGCAGAUCAGGUUUCUGUAAAACGCAAUCGUGUAGAUGGAAACCCAAAAAAGAUUAUUAAAAAUAUGAAGUAUCUAUAUCGCAAUGACCGAAAUGAACUGAUGCUUUAUAAAUACCGCAUAAGAUUGAAUAGGGAAAAGCAUUACAAAUUUGUAGCAAUGAUAUCGCAGUGGUCCGUUCGCAAGUUACCAGUGAAUCGAAAAUACCUAGAGUUGCUAGAUAAAUUACUAAUAAACCAUGAUAGAUCAGCUUAUGCGGAGGAACUCUUUGAAAAUAUAGGACAUUUUUCUAAAUACGUCAAUUAUCAUGGCAAUACUGGAGCUCCAUCAACUGAGGAAAUAUUGGCAUUACCGCUGCUGAAGCCCAAGCUGACAAAAGAUGAAAGCCUGGAUAUAGAGGUGCAGUGUAUAUCAAAUGUUACUAUCAAACUAGCCCACAAUCUACUGGCAAAUAUGUUAGAAAAACAUGCUGUACCGGCCUUCAAGUCUUUGCGAAAUCGAAAGCGGCUGCACAGAAUACGUGGCGUAACUGGAGUAACCAGACAUUUACGAAUUACGAUCAAUGAUUACCUAGAAACAUCUCCCAAAGUGGCGGUGUUUGAACUCAACACGUCUCCAGAGGAACGAGAGGAAAUUGAAGAGAUGCUAUUCGAAUCAAGCUACAGCUUCCACCCAUAUUGGAAUAUGAAAAAUGAUACUUUGUACAAUAAAUCAGCGGAUAUCAUGCUACUGGAUGAUACACAACAAUUGAAUUUGUUAUUCGAUGCGGAACGCGUUUUCCGUAAACUAUUGAAUAUAAAUGCGCGACACGUCGACUUCAAAUUUUUACAUGAUGUUCUUCACAGACUCACUGCUCCACAAACACCAUCACAACAGCUGUUCCCACGUAGUCCAUUGGAUACGUGCAGAGCGGUCCAGACAUUAGCGGAAAAGGUAGAGGAACAGUAUCUCUCGCUUUCAUCCUUUGUACGUGAUAAAUUGGUGGCGAAGUGCCGUUGCCUGCUAGCAUUCUUAUAUCUCUUUGGAGUGCCUGACGAAUCCGGGAAUCUAGAAAUACCUGGAGGGUGGCCUCGUAAUAUAGCAAGCAGCUUGAGCUAUAUGACAGAAGGUGUAGGUGCGUCAUGUGGAUUGUGCAAUGCCGUUUUGGGAUUUUUGUCAGCCAUAGGGUACCCUCCCGUAGCUAAUAACAUGUAUGCAUGGGAAACGCGUAACACGCAUGGUGAGUCCACCGUGUACCAGAUGCUGGUGACUUCCAAAGGAUCGAAGCGCCAGAAGCAUACCGAAUAUUUUGACAAGAUACUACUGAGUUAUUUAAGUGGACACUACAAAUAUGACGAUGCUUCCAAUCUUGCAAUGAGCUACUACAUAUACAGCGGAAUCGGAAACCCUUCACGAAUCCUAGAUGACUCUCUUCCCAGUAGCGGAAUUGAGAGGAUCCCCAAAUCUAUCGGGAGCAAAUGUAUAGACGCACUCCCUUACGUCAUUGAAGCUGCAAAGUCGGCCAUGCGUACAAAGAAUCAAUCGUAUAACGGAGAUGGAGCUGAUGAAUUUAGAUCACGAAAAUAUGCUGAGUUCGUCAAAAAACUUGCAAACAUGGGCGAUGUUGAUGGACUACGUGUCAUGGGAGACUUCCAUUAUGUAGGACAUGAAGCUGGUAACAUAAGCGUGAAUGUACCAAGAGCCUUGGAAUAUUGGUCUAGGGCAGCGCAAAACGGCGAUGUGACAUCUGCACUAACAAUGGCAACACAUUUGAUCGAUAUGCUAAACCAAAUCCCAAGGCGAGAUGUUGAUUAUGGCGACAUGGAAGAUGCACCGAUUGCCACAGCUCACUACAAUUUAAAUCCCAAUGAUCGAGCACAUCUAGAAUCGGCGGCAGAACGUUACUUGCGUAUCGCAGCAAACUCUAAUAAUGCGUUGGCAUCAGCAACAGCACGAUUUUACAUGACACGAUACGGAUUAGGAACGCAAAGAGACCCUAUAGCAGCAGCAAGGUACCUACAGGAAGCAGCUGAUCGUGGUGACAUCGCAUCGCAAAUAUUAAUGGGACAUGCAUACGCAGGUAUGCUGAACGACAUAACACCUCCAGACGGUAAAAAUGUGUUCACAGCAUUGGAAUAUUAUAGGCGUGCUGCAAAAGGCGGUAACCUAGUUGCUAUAUUCAACACAGCGGUGCUUACACUACAUGGAUAUGACUUGAAGUUCAAUUCAUCAGUUGAAAGAUGCAAAGCAUCAUUCUCUCUGUUCCAGAAAGUAGGGCGUUAUUCAUUACUACCGUCGGUUGUGAGAAUCUUGUCAAAACGCGCUAAAAGAGUUGGUGAUGAUAUAGGUCAUACUUUGCUUAACAUGUUUCUCUCGGAAAUGGGUGACCCAGACGCUCAUAUAGCAGCGGCGAAGCAUUUUAAGUACAAUAAUAGACUCUGUUAUGUCGACAAGACGCUAUCGCCGCUAAGGAGUCAGAUGAAUUCAUAUACACCAGAUGGCACCUUGAUCCAGGGGGCAGGUAAUGACCAUGAAAAUGAACAAAACAACGGCAAUGAGAGUACACAAAGAGGGAUACUACACGCUGUUACACACGAAACCGAUUCCCCAGGCACCUCUCUAUGCCAUCUAUACUAUGCACGUAGAAGUGCUCAUGAAGUAAGUGGAGGGUCACCUCUACUGCUUGCGGAAGCGCUUCUAGAGCGUGACCCUAAGCAAUCAGCAGAAUGGAUGCUUGAGGCCAAAGUGAGAAAUGAAAACAAGGCAACUUACUUGUAUGCCAUGAUGCUUGAAGCUGGUGCGGGGGUGAAGCAAGAUUGUGCUGCUUCAUAUGACUACUACACUUCUAUGGUCUACUCAAGGGACUACAGGAAUAAACUGUUGGGGUUCCUGUGUAUACAAAGAACGCGAAUUACACGCUGGCUACACGGAUAUACCGACUUGUACAAAUGGUUCGUGGUUAAUUUUUACGACACACCCAUAGUAAACCACCUGCAACAGAAGGGAUAUGAGCCCUGCUCUUUUGCAAUGCCUGAGUUUCCUAAUAUCGCAAAUACAAAGGAGAUAGUUAUCACCACGCUAUUCGUCCUGGUUGUAUCUCUGUUAGGGUCUAUAUACCUAAAGGCUCGCUAAGCUGUAACCAACUACGAAGCGACCAAUCACUGACACUUUAAACAGCGUUAAUUA